Molecule: messenger RNA, 2927 nt
Organism: Hypomesus transpacificus
Lineage: Eukaryota; Metazoa; Chordata; Actinopteri; Osmeriformes; Osmeridae
Gene: cunh2orf42
Product: chromosome unknown C2orf42 homolog
Exons: 8
Coding region: 593-2656 (687 amino acids)
Cellular component (GO): nucleus
Source: RefSeq, a predicted model, not a curated record
AUGCAUCUGGACUUCAGUUCCCAUGAUCCACUUCUUUGAAGAGGCCGAACCUUUUGCUCAUGUGAUCAUUUCGCUAGCCAAUCUCAAGCAUCGUUACAGGCGCAAUGCGGAGACAAGGAUGUAAGAAGGAAUGGCGACGGCCGAAAGAAAAAGGAGGUUUGGUGAAUGAAAAAUGAUUUCGACCAUACAGAGGCGGCUCAUAUGAUUUAGAAUCACAGGUAUGAUGACAUAAACCAAUAGUAGCCUCUAUGAGCCAAGCUAUGUGGAUUGCAAUGUGAAUCAAAUAUGAAAAUAUCACUGUUGCAAUGAGAAUGUUUCUCAAGCUAGAGCUACAGUUAACAAACUGUCCGUUUACUGGAAUAACAGGUGUCUUAUAAGCCUUACGAUGUCUUUAACAGGGGAAAACUCAAAGCUAACUUUUAAAUACAAAUGUAUGUAAGCUAUUAGCUUCAGAAAUAGCUUAGAUUAACCAAUAACAUUACUGUCUGCUGUUGGCAAGAAAAAGCACUUUCUGCUGUUGGCAUUGUUCUACUUAUUGCGGAAUCGUAUUAACCCAGCUGCAUCCUUUGGGCGGCGAGGGUCAGACAAAGAAAUGGACUCUGUGUUAUCCGUGACCUCCCCACCCAGCACAGCGUCUCCAACCGUACCGACUCCUCCGAACUUGGCAGCCAGGCAGCGAGAAAGCCGGAAGAAUACACCCACCACCCCUGCCUUCCUCUCAAAUUUAGGCAAGGCCACUCUACGGGGCAUCCGCAAAUGCCCCCAGUGUGGCAUUUACAAUGGCACCCGCGGUCUUAGUUGUAAGAACAAGGCCUGCGGAAUCGUCUUCAAGGACGGGGGGUGUGUUGCGCGGGGUCGGGCCUCCAAGAGGGCCGUGAUAGAGGUGGUUAGGGUGGUGAUUGAUGGUGGUGGUGGUGGUGGUGGAGGGGAGGAGGAAGGAGAAGAGGAGGGAGGAGAAGCGAUCGACUCAGGUGUACGAGUGCAGGUGUUCUCCGUUUGCCAAAGAGGCAGAGGCAGCGGUACCACCCAGCGAGGCUUUGUGGAGCUGGUUCCCACGGAUACCGCCAUCGCCACGGGAGACGGGGCGACCCUGCUGACGCGGGUCAAUCUAGGCCGCUGUUUCCUCCCUACCUGUCGUCAAGGUCAAAGGACCAAUCAGAGCCAAUCGCAGCACAUUCUCCCCAACAUUUCUAAACAGGGCUCGUCUCCAGACAGCCCUUGUGCCCACAUCAAGCAGGCCAUCGAGUGCCAGAACCGGGCCACCCCACUGCCCCUGAAGAGCUCCGUCCUAGAGGGGCUGCCUGUCUCGGCUGACACCCAGGAAGAGCUGUGGAAGCUGGCCACAGAGUCUCCGGGCCCCCUGGUCCAGCGGGUGUCCAGGGACACCAUGGUGGUGAAGUGCCACUCAGGCCCCAGCCACCCUCUGGGGCUGCUGCACCUGACUGUGGGGCCUGUGGGGGUCACGGGCCCCCCGAAGGCCCAGAGGAAGGAGCGGCCAGGCCAGCAGCAGGUGAUGUUCCACUGUGCCUGUCAGGGGGCCCCCAGAGGGGGGUCGAGGAGUGAGGAGGGCACCAAGGAGGGGCAUCCCUCCCGUUGCGGUUCGGGUGCCACCUCGCCAGACCACUGCUUCCAUUUCUACGCCUGUGUGUGUGCCUUUACCAGCGACGACAAACUGGCCUCCGAGUUUGCAGCUUUCCUCGAUUACAGCUCCAACGGUGUGAAGUCAGGUUCUGGUGGGGUUGUCCUGUGCUCCUCUGACAAGCCACUUCUGCAGCUGGAGCCAAUCACAGCUCAUAAAACAAAGAGACCUCGUCUGGAGGAGCCAAUAACAGCCCCCUCCGUGGUCUGUACUGUGGGGCAGGGCAGAGAGGGGGUCCCGCCGCCCACAGUGAAAAGACCAGGCCAGAGGAGGCCUCCAACCAGUGUUCAGAAGCCUCCAGGGAGCAGCCAGCCAGUAGACGAACGGCAGGUGACCCAGGGCUUCCAGCAGUGGCUCGCCAGUGUGACCGAGAAGAUCCACCAGACCAUGCACUAUCAGUUUGAUGGAAAGCCAGAGCCCCUGGUGUUUCUCAUCCCCCAGGCGUUCUUCAACUCCCUGCAGCAUCGCCUCUCUCUGGGCUCCAAGAAGAGACGGCUGCCCAACGCAACCUCAGCAAUCGUGAGGAACGACUCUCUGCCCGUGGGCUCAUUUUCCAAGUACACCUGGCACAUCACCAAUCUCAUGCAGGUCAAACGCAUCUUCGACACUCCGGAGCUGCCUCUGGAGCUCACCCAGAGUUUUGUGAGGAACAUCGAUGGGUCUUAUUCUCCUUUCCGCUGCCUUGAGCCGCCCCCGGACUCCCCCAAGGGCCCCAGCAGGAUGGAGAAGCCCCACCCCCAACCCAUACGACCGCUGGAGCUACGUACCUUUCUCAGAGUGGGCGUCUCCUCCUCAGCGGAGCAGAAGGAAGGCCCUCCCUUUGUGAUCGAGUGGAUCCCAGACAUCCUGCCUCGCUCGCGGGUGGGAGAGCUGAGGAUCAGCUUCCAGUACGGACACCAGAACGGCGGCCAGCCGGACGUCUGCGACGGGGCGGCCAGAGGGGGCGGGGCCAACAAGACCACAUCUGCCACCUUCCAACCGAAUCGCUCCCCUGCUUUCAUUCAAGUGAUUGUCUGAAGAAAAUCUUGUUGGCUUGGGAAAGCUAAUUCGGUGAUAAAUAACUACAUGUUAAAGUAUUUUAUGUAGUAAAAGAGUACUUUAUACACAUACAUAAAGUAUGUGCACCAUGGAUUGUUAUGAAGCACCAAAUGACCUUUGAGAAAUGUUUGCUUGUGUGCAACAGAGAACAGUUCAGUAAUAUCACAUUCAUAACAGCCUUUAGAAUCAUACAUUUGUUAUAGAGAUAUCAGUCCAAACUGUAUAAUGUUCAAUAUAUAAAGGAAUUUAA